CAUCACCCCCACCGCCGCCGCCACCACCACCACCUUUCUCACAAGCGACGAGAGAGCGAACCGAGCGAAAGGCGGGUCUUGUGGUUGCUCGCGCCGGGGCUGAAAGAAGGGCUUGACCGGGCUAACGACGCAGGAGCCGAGCCACAGCUGCUUGCGUCGAAGCUGGACCCGAGGCGGACAGGAGGCAAAGGAGCUGUGAAACCGUCAGACACCACUGCGUCCGCAGAAAGUUUGGACCUCGUGGUGGAGGAGCAAUCCCCAGGGCCUGCUGCGUCAUUCGGUAAGUUCCAUGGAGAAUCCAAGUCCCUUGUUGAGCCCUCGCGAGGCCAUCUGAGCAACGCCGAGAGAGCGACCUCUGACCUCGCUCGUGGAGUCGCCGCCGCCGCUGCUGCUGCCGGCUGCCAACAUGGACAUCAACUCGGCUGGCAUGUCCAGGAUCGAUGUGCAGGAGAACAGCAAGCCGACCGUCAAUUGCAACGGGAACACCGCCGGCAUGCAAGAUUACAUGCAUCCGUCCUCGCUGCAGUGUCGGCUGGUGCAGCAGCAGCAUCAUCACCAUCAGCAUUCGCUCCCCGACAUCCCAGCCAGUCCCCCCGAAGACGUCGACUCCUCGCCAGGCCCCGCGAGCCAAGACUUCGGGGGAAUGCCGACGGGGUUGCCACACUUCCCCGACUACUCGUCUGUAAUCUCGGCCGACAGCUUCCUUAGAAAUCAUAAUCCAAAAGGACCUGUCUCUCUGGAGCAGCAGAUAGCGAGCUCGCUGAAACCGAGGGAAGAGCUGGAAGAUGAUGAACUACCCUUUGGCUGGGAGAAGGUCGAUGACCCAGAAUAUGGCGUGUAUUAUGUAGAUCAUAUCAACAGAAAAACUCAGUUUGAAAAUCCUGUGGCUGAAGAAAAGAAUACCAAAUUGCAGCAGUUACAAGAUAGUGUAUCCAAAGCUUUAAACUCGUACACACCUGAGGCUUACCCGUCUUUCGAGUGCCAAGCGGAGGGAUAUUUGUUACACAAUUCGUUUCCGUGCGGCGGUGCCCACCAGCAAGCGGAGUCCAAGCCAAGGCCAUCGGGGAAGGCGUUUUUCACGCGGAACCCGGCCGAGCUGCAGGGCACCUUCGUGUCGACGUCGCUGCUCAAGAGCGGCCGCGGCUUCGGCUUCACGAUCAUCGGCGGGGACGAGCCCGACGAGUUCCUGCAGGUCAAGAGCCUCGUGCCGGACGGACCGGCGGCCGUCGACAGCAAGAUCGAGACCGGGGACGUGAUCGUCUCGGUGAACAGCACGUGCGUGCUGGGCUACACACAUGCGGAGGUGGUGAAGAUCUUCCAGGCCAUCCCCAUCGGCCAGCAGGUCGGCCUGCAGCUGUGCCGCGGCUACCCGCUGCCCUUUGACCCUGACGACCCCUCGACGACCCUCGUCACGUCGGUGGCCAUCUGUGACAAGGAGCCCGUCGUGCUGGAGGGGGGGAAGGGCACCGGCGGCGUCGUCUGCGGCGGCGGCGGAGGCCUCGGCCUGACCGACGGCGCCAACAACGGCAACCACCACGCGUCGCAGACGUCCACGUCGGGAGUGAGCUCGCAGGACAGCACGCGCGACAACUGCUCGCUCACGCUGGGGCCACUGGACGGGAUGCUGGGCCAGGCGGCGGCAUCCCUGGGGGCGGUUCCCGGUGCCCAGGGGCAGCUCCAAGGGCCGCUGCUGCACUCGGACAAUGUGUCGCUGGCGUCCUCCAUCGCCACACAGCCCGAGCUCAUGACCGUGCACAUAGUGAAGGGCCUGCUGGGCUUCGGCUUCACCAUCACGGACACGCCGGCGGGCCAGCGCGUCAAGCAGAUCCUGGACGGCCCUCGCUGCCGAGGCCUCCGGGAGGGGGACAUCAUCGCCGAGAUCAACAAGCAGAACGUGCGGCCGCUUUCGCACACGCACGUCGUGGAACUGCUCAAGGAGUGCCCCACGGGCAGCGAGACCAUCGUCACGAUCCACCGCGAGGGAUAUUACUCUCCGAGAACAUCUAAUCAGGUGACGGAGAGGCUAAAAAACCAGGCGUGUCCCCAGUACGGCCUGCCCCCGCUGAGGAUAGCGCCGCCCACCGUCCCACCCAUGGCCCCACCCCUCGGCCUCAUGAAGCCCUCCGCCUCGCCCUCGCAUUCGGACGGGCAGGAGCGCCGGGGGGGGCUGGGCCCGCAGCACUACGAGGAGGCGGCGGUGACCUACGACUUCCGAUCUCCCGAGUACGAAGAGAUGGACGUCUUGCUGCAGAGGCAGGAGUCCGGCUUCGGAUUCCGCAUCCUCGGUGGCGACGACCCAGGAGAGCCGAUCUACAUUGGCGCCAUCGUGCCGCUGGGGGCGGCCGACACGGACGGGAGACUCCGCCCGGGGGACGAGCUGGUCUCCGUGGACGGAACCAUCGUCGCGGGGAAGUCGCACCGGCACGUCAUCGCUCUGAUGCAGCACGCCGCACGCAACGGGCAUGUGCAGCUCAUGGUCCGCCGGCCCGUCAUCCCCACGAUUGGCGGCGAGGCGCACGGCGGCUUCUGCAGCUCCUCGUCGUCCGCGUCGCAGCACAACUCCCCGCGCAUCGAGCAGGCGGCCGCCUUCAUGCGCAAGCUCAAGUUCGGCGGCGGCGGUGGUGGCGGGAGCGGCGGCAGCGGCGGCAGCGGCAGCAGCAUCGGCGGCCCGCCGCCUCUCUGCGCCGCGCCGCCGCCUCUGCCCCCUUUGCCGCCGGCGCUGCCCCCGCCGCCGCUGCCCGUGCUGGACCCGUACCUGCGGCGGGCGUUCGGAGCAGGGAUGGCGCCGGCGUCGUCGGCGCUUCCGCUCCUGAGCAGCGGCGCCCCGGGCUCGGCGCCGUGCCUCUCCACGUCGAGCGGCCGCGGCGGCAACGGCGGCAAUGGCAACGGCGGCGGCGGCGACAACGGCGGCGGCUGCUUCCCGGAGACGUUCUCGCCGCUCGCGUCUCGCCUGGCGUACGACGGCUGCGGGGCGGCGAGGGCGGCCGGCGUGAACCCGGCGUCGGAGCCGUGCCUGCUGCACCCGAGCCUGCAGGAGUUCGAGCGCGGCGGCCGGGCGGUGGCGGGCGCGGCGCAGGAAGGGGCGUCGGAAGGGGCGCCGGGAGGAGCGGGCGACGGCGCCAGGACGCUGCCGGAGGCGGCGGGCGCGGCCAACGGGGAGGCGCGGGCGAGCGUGGCGACGGCCGCGGCCGUGGCGGCGGCGGCUGUCAUCUCGACGGAGGGGUUCCCGUCGUCGGUCGGGAGGCUCACGUACGACGUGACCAUCCAGAGGAACGACAACGAGGGCUUCGGCUUCGUCAUCGUGUCGUCGCUCAGCCGGCCCGAGGCUGGCACCAUCGUGGGGAUGCCUCACCUGGUAGGUCGCAUCAUCGCGGCCAGCCCCGCCGACCGGUGCGGCCGAUUGCGCGUGGGCGACCGUAUCCUGUCGGUGAACGGGCAGCCCAUCCAGGGCCUGUCGCACGCCGACAUCAUCAACCUCAUCAAGGACUCAGGGACCAGCGUAACGCUCUGCAUCUCGUCGCCGGACGAAUCGCAAAAGCUGCCGUCACUUGUGAACGCGGAGAAGAUUGCCACCGUUGCGCCCAACAACCAAACGACUGCCCAAGAGGGAAGUUUGUUUGACAGAUUUGAAGUUCGGGGAAGGCAGGACAUCAAGCCCGACAUGAACCCUGGACAGGAAGCAGAGUACUACUCUGUAGACCUGGAAAAGGGCCUCAAGGGAUUCGGGUUCAGCCUGCGUGGUGGCCACGAGUACAACAUGGAUCUCUUUAUCCUGAGGUUGGCCGAGGACGGCCCAGCCAUACGCACCGGCAAGCUGAGGGUCGGCGACCAGAUCAUCGAGAUCGACGGGGAGAGCACCAAGGACAUGACGCACGCCCGCGCCAUCGAGCUCAUCAAGAACAGCAGCGGCCGCGUGCAUCUCUUUCUCAAGCGGGGCACGGGCCUCGUGCCCGACUACGGUGGGGACGGCGAUGUCUGGCGAAGUCCCACCACCGGGGCUCCCUACGCGUCCGUUCCCGAAGUGAAUUCAGCGAUGCGCUAAAGGGGGAUCGGGGGGGACGAGCGACAGACAGUGACAGCGCAACCGCCCGUCCGACGACAACGACCACGACACCACGACACUCCGCCAGCGGGGCCCGAUACAACAAGGCCCGAAAGAGUUUUUGACAUCUGCGUCUAUCGCUCAAGCUUGCCCUAGAGUAGGAGGAAAAGAGAAGGAACAAGAUGAAAACAGUAUAUAUUGUACAAAUAAAAACAAAGUAAUUUAUUGGUACAACAGGAUUGUUUCAGGGAAGUCAGUUUCGGAGCCGAUGUACGGUUUGCACAGACGUAUCAGAAGAAUCGUGAUUUGCCGGAAAUUGACCCGAUUACCGUUGUGUUCACUGGCAAAAGUGUACGAGGAACGAGGAGAAUCCGUCGAGAUACACAGUGGAGAGAGAUUUACGUAGAGGGGUGAGCAAAUAUAUUUUUUUUCUUUCCACUUUCCCUUGGGGCAAGAUGGACCGGGGGGGGACAAUGUACAUCACCGUCAAAAAACCGAGGGACGAGGAGAAAAACAAACGACGCAAAGACUCCCGAACGAAGAUGCUUCACGUCUUCGUUUUUAAGACGUGACUUUUUUUCAGUAGCCCGAGCUAAUCUUUUACGUUCUUUUACCUUACCAGUGCCUGUGGCAGAGGGACAACACAACAACGAGAACUUGAAUGAAACAAACUAUAGAGGUCAACUCGCUAUACUGUCAAGUAAACAUUGCUGUUAUAUCUGGUUCGUCAGCUGGAAUACAUAUCCCCGUCUUCAAGUGUGGCUAUUGAACACCAGUAGCUGAUAAUUAAAAAAAAAACCUCUAAUUUCCUUGAUCUGAUAGGGAUUAAACAUUGUUACAACUGUGUCUCCUUUUGAAGGCUACAGUUUCUCAAAAAGAUCUGGUUUCUCACCUGACCUUCGGUAUUUUCAAAUGUAAACACGUGCGAGGUUGUGUUUCCAGCGCACCGUGGAGAAUGAGUUUGCGUAGACGUGGAAAUAAAGCAUUAAAAUGUAUUAAAGUCGGUUAGGUCCAUAAUUGUGACCAUAUUUAGCAUGUGGUACACAUUACUGGGCAGGGCGGGGGGGGUAAAAGUUGUAUAUUUUUUAAUCCUUUAACAUCUCACUUUGAACAUCGAUGAGUACCACAUCAGUGUUUUUUUUUUCGAGGAGGCAUGGAAAAACUUGCUGCUGGAUUAAUAUUCACAUCUAAUCUCUUCUGAUAGUGUUGGACAAUUUCACCUUUGGCGAUGGGUCAUUUGUCAUAAUGGUUAAGCCAGCGUUACUAAAAAAAACACAUUAAAUGUAAAUAGCAAAUGCCUUUCGUUUGGUACGUUUACCACAAGCGAUGUGAUCACAUUCAUUACCUACAGGAUUAUUUUUCAUAUUGUUUCUACGAGGAACAAAUGAUCCGAUUGAUGAAAAUAUUCGAAAGCGAGGUCAUAAUUUGUACACACUUCUUGAAGUCUGUUCAUGUUCUGUUGAUUUUUUUGCACCGAAAAGCCAGGGUUAAAACAUGGGUUUUUUUGACACGUGACCGCAGUUACCAACACCUCAUUAUUGUUUGUGAGCUUGGUUAAUUGCAAUAUGUCCGAGCGAGCUUGGCUAUCGUCAAAAAAACUGUUUUGUCAUACGUUGGAUAACCCGUCCUAUUUCAUUUCACAGUGUGGGCUUUGCAUUGUGGAGCUGCACAUAUUAUCGUGCAUUGUUUACCAAUAGGCCAAGACCAUUAACAAAUCAUUAGAAUCACUGAAAAAUCGUUUUGUUCACUCGUGUAGUCGUGGACGUAGCAGACACUUGACAUUCUUAACCGGAUUAAAAUGUGCAAACAGUUAUUUUGUGUAAUAAAAAUGUACAAACUUUUGUUUUAAGUUAUAAAGUGGUUUUUCUUCACGAGUAUAUUAUUGUCCCUGGUAAUGUGAUUGCCAAAAUGUGAAAUACAAACCCACUCCAUGAU
Lethenteron reissneri (Far Eastern brook lamprey) is the source of this 5977-nucleotide messenger RNA. RefSeq names its product membrane-associated guanylate kinase, WW and PDZ domain-containing protein 1-like. The record is from RefSeq and is a predicted model, not a curated record. Gene Ontology annotation, molecular function: protein binding. Gene Ontology annotation, biological process: signal transduction. NCBI's taxonomy places the organism in Eukaryota, Metazoa, Chordata, Hyperoartia, Petromyzontiformes, Petromyzontidae. Gene Ontology annotation, cellular component: cytoplasm; cell-cell junction.